Messenger RNA from Topomyia yanbarensis, 2164 nucleotides. RefSeq names its product ubiquitin-conjugating enzyme E2 G1 (gene Ube2g1). The record is from RefSeq and is a predicted model, not a curated record. Gene Ontology annotation, biological process: proteasome-mediated ubiquitin-dependent protein catabolic process; protein polyubiquitination. Gene Ontology annotation, molecular function: ubiquitin conjugating enzyme activity. The coding region runs from base 367 to 870 and encodes 167 amino acids. The transcript is spliced from 3 exons. Lineage: Eukaryota; Metazoa; Arthropoda; Insecta; Diptera; Culicidae.
CAGUGCAGCCAACAGUGCUGUCCGACAAACAUACAGACACACCACAGUAGAUUUGCAGUUCAUCAGCAUCAGCAUCGUUCGUUUCGUUUCGUUUGGCUCGUCGCAGGCAGCCAUCAAAAGUUUUUGUGAUAAUCACUUUAAAAGCGGACAUUUUCUGUAAGUGAUUAAACUCGCCGAUAUUCGAGCGUUGCGCGAUUUGGCUAAAUUCGUUCACCCAAUGCAGAGGCAUUGAUUCGGGUUCGACGUGACAGUGGCAUAUCGUUGCAUAAAUUUCGCCUUUAGUGUAAGCGAAAGGAAAAGUUCGACAUUUUUGUCCGGUGUUAUUUCUUUUAGGGGAAAAUCGACUAAAAAUCGUUCAGCUUUUAAAUGUCAGAGCCUCAGUCUUCGUUGUUGCUGAAAAAACAGUUAGCAGAACUGAGCAAAAACCCCGUGGAAGGAUUUUCGGCUGGCUUGAUCGAUGACAAUGAUAUUUUCAGAUGGGAAGUACUUAUAAUUGGGCCUCCAGACACGUUAUACGAGGGCGGUUUCUUCAAGGCACACCUGCACUUCCCGAAGGAGUACCCGCUGCGGCCUCCGCGCAUGAAGUUCGUAACAGAGAUCUGGCACCCGAACAUCGACCGCAACGGCGACGUGUGCAUUAGCAUCCUGCAUGAGCCCGGCGAUGACAAGUGGGGCUACGAGAAGGCCUCCGAACGUUGGCUGCCGGUGCACACCGUGGAAACGAUCCUGAUAUCGGUGAUUUCGAUGCUGGCCGACCCCAACGACGAAUCGCCGGCGAAUGUGGACGCGGCGAAGGAAUGGCGAGAGGCGUAUCCAGAUUUUAAACGAAAGGUGGCACGGUGUGUACGGAAGAGUCAAGAGGAUUGUUAGUAGGAUUUUUUAAUAAUCUUAUAUUUAUUAAUUAAUUAAUUAUUACUAUUCUAAUGAGAAAGGAAAGAAUUUGAUGACGAAGAUGAUGAUGAUGAUUAUGAUUGAUAAUAAUGAUGUCGAUGGUUGGUUUUCCCUCCUCGAACAAAGAAAGAAGCACAGCAUGCAAAAAACAGAAUAUUAGAAGACGCUGCAAUACAUCGUUCGCUUUCGAGAUUUUGCAAAUUUUAAUUCGAGGGGCGAAUUGUCCUCUGUGAUUUGAGCAUGGGUUGUUUUUCAGAUAUUUUUUGAACGAUCAAAGGGCAUGAUCCAUUGUGUAGUGUGUUUUUUUUUCAAAAAUGCUCCGCAUUUCUGUCCCUUAGUGAUAAUUUUAGUUCAGUUUUUGUCAGCUGAAAAUAAAAACCCAUUAAAACGUGCUCUAUUUUCUAAGUACUUUGGGGCGAUUACAAACCGCAUAUCAAUUGAGAAAUUUCCGAAAGAGACCGAACAGUUUUUUGCGAUGUGUUUUGAUUAGUUUAGAUAAAGUGCUUCAAAACGUAAGCGAACGCUCAGCAGGUGGUAAAUCAAUAGGAAAUCGAUUUUCGUGAACAGUUUGAUAUGAAAAGUUGACAGCUAGGAAAGUAAAAAAGGAUGCAUGCUCGAACGCCCACACUCAGGAAAUGAAUCACACGUUUGUCCUGUUACAAACAAAAUUCUGUACUUGCGUAUGUAGUGACUCCUCAGACUUAACAGGAGAGUGAAGCAAAUAAAAUAGAAUCACUCAGCCAAAACAAAAAGUAUAAACCUUUGUGACUGCUCAUUUGUAUUCAGCUGUCAAGACGAAAACAAGCUGUAAUGAGAUUGAUACUAAAUAUAAGUUAAAUUAAUUUUUCAUAGGACCUUUCGCAGUGCUUUGUUCUGUACUUCAGGCGAAAGGAAAUGAACAUGCUUUUAAAUUACGUUAAAAUCUGAAACUUUUGUGUGAUAUGUACUUCUGUUUCCUAUGACGCUAACCUAAUCAGAUUCAAAUAGAAGGAUUGCCACUGGGCAUCUGGACAUGUAAAUAGUGCAGUUUUCACAGACAGACAAGCAAGCAACGUGUAACCAAACCAAACCGACUAAGUAACUUCUACUGCAUCCUUUGGAUCUAUGGUUAAGAAUAAUCCUGCUGAAGUAAAUAUCUACCCUUACACUAACAACUAAAAUCAUCCAAAAGUCAGCGAAUUAUUACCACCCACAAGGACAGCACUUAUUCUUCUCCUUAAACAAUACAAGUAAUGUUAAGUUCGCUAGAAUAAAAAAGGACGAUUAACAGUAA